Beta vulgaris subsp. vulgaris (sugar beet) is the source of this 2716-nucleotide messenger RNA. RefSeq names its product E3 ubiquitin-protein ligase APD2. The record is from RefSeq and is a predicted model, not a curated record. The transcript is spliced from 10 exons. The coding region runs from base 1036 to 2472 and encodes 478 amino acids. NCBI's taxonomy places the organism in Eukaryota, Viridiplantae, Streptophyta, Magnoliopsida, Caryophyllales, Amaranthaceae.
GAAUUCUUUAUUAUACAAGUUUUAAUAAGUUGGAUUUGCUAAUGAUGUAAACCGUUGACAUUGAGUGGCAAUGUGGCACAUAUAAAGGUAAAUUAUAGUCACACUACUAAUGUGUUAUUAUUAAUGCAGUUUUAACUUUUAAGUAACUUUGUAUAAUAAAAAGAUUGGGUGUUUUAUGCUUUAUUAGUAUAAUUAGAGAUUUUUUUGUCUAUAAUUACUUUACUAAUACUAUUUUCUUGCGAGAAACUAUCUUAUUUACAAAAUAUUGUACAAAAUUAUCUUUGUUACAUUAUUGUUUGUUGACCAAUACCUAAAUUUUUUUUCCGACGUUUGACUGUAGUUUUCCGUUGAGUAAAACUCAUGUGCAGGUCACGCGACUUGUUAUUUUCCUUAUUUAAUUCGUCCCUUCUAUUUUCCCCUCCUUUUUGUAAACUAACACUCUAUCUCCUUAGACCUUACCUAACUAAGGAUAGGCACAUGGGUUUUGUACAAAAUAGAAGGGGGAAUAAUACAAAAGGGGGGAAUAAAAUAAUGAAAAUAAUAAGUCACGUGACAUGCACAUGGGUUUUACUCAUCGGAAAACUACAAUCAAACGUCGGGAAAUUUUUUUUUGUAAUGGUCAACAAACAAUAACAUAACAAAGGUGGUUUUGUACAAAAUUUUGUAAAUAAAGUAGUUUCUCGCAAAAAAGAGGGUAAGUAAGGUAGUUAUGGACAAAAAAAUCCUAUAAUUAAAAUUCAUACAAUACAUUAUAUGUACUGUAUAGGUUGAUUUUUUUUCAAUUAACCUUCAUGAAACUAUGUACAGUUUCUCAAAGUAUGAAGUCAAAAAUAGUCAUACUCAUUUUCCAACAGAAAAAUAGCGAAUUUUCAAAAUAAGUGAUGUGACUUCUGACUAGUGUGAUUCCAACUAACUGUCACCAACUACUAGUCCUAUGAAUAAGAAGGGUAAGUAUCAACUGAAGACUGCUUGUUCUCUCACUCCCCUUCCCCCCCCCAAAAAAGGAACUAUCUUCAUCUUUGUGUGAUAGCUCCUAUGUACCCAAAACAAUCACCCUAUUUUUCUCAUCAAAUGGAAGAACAAGGGCAAGUUACUAGUUCUGAUCAUUAUACUGGUCCUUCCUUUUCUUCUGUAUUCCCUUCUUCACAGUCAGAAGAAUCACAGCAAACAGAGGUGAAUGUUCAGCCAGAAGAUCAGCAGCAGCCUAAUAACGGGCUGCGGCGUUGGCAUUGGCAGCCAAGUCUUGUUUAUCAAAGGUUCAACAUAAAUGUCACCAGUUUGGGUUCAACUGAUGUCUGGUCUUGUAUAAGUGUGCUUCUCACUUUCUGGUUUUUUGCAUCUGUGAUUCUGAUUCUUGGGUUCUAUGGAUCAUUCAACUUACAACUGGGUCCAAAUUGUUCAUACUUGAUCGAAGGCAAUCCAUUCUUUGUAAAUUCCAUUAAGGCGCGUCAAAGAGAUGAUCAAACUGCAGGGCCAAUGCUUUACGGAUUCCAUGAGUCUCCUUUACUUGAUGUUAAAAGCACUUGGUUUCAGAACAACACUGCAUCAGUAAAGCCUGGUUUUCACAAGGAGUGGGCAUAUUUCUUGAAUGCUGGUUCUCGAGUUGAAGUAUCCUAUGAUGUCAAAUUCCCUGGCUCUGCCUCCUUGUUUCUUGUAAUUGCCCAAGGUAGACAAAAUCUGCUUGAGUGGAUAGAUUCCCCUUCCUAUAAUACCACAAUGUCUUGGAACAUUAUCUAUGGAAAUGGUAAAAUCGCGCAAGACAUCAAAGAGUCUGAUACGUACUUUGUGGCAGUUGGUAACUUGAACCUUGAGAUAGUGGAGGUUUGCUUAAACAUCACAAUAAUGUCUCUUCUCUAUAAUACUACGAACGCACAUUUCAAGUGCUUGUUAAAUCACAUUUGCAGCUUCAAGCUUAUCCUUCUGAAGCCUAAUGCAGCUGUCCUAACUUCUCCAGGUCCACCAGAGGUUAAAAUUGAUGAUGAUUGGUUCAUCCAGGUUUCAUUUGAACCACAAUGGGUCACAUAUUGUGGUGGGUCAUGUAUAGUAGCAGCGAUGAUUUUUGUACUAUACAGAUGUUAUAAUCAAUUGCAACCAAAUAGCGGAGAUGAAGUUGGAAAUCAAGUGAAUGCAACUAUAGCUGGCAGAGAGCCAUUGCUUUCCAACAAGAACAAUGAUCACUCAAGUUGGGACUCGUCUUAUGACUCAAUUCCCAGUGAUGGGGAUCAAGGACUCCAAGAGAAGAUUUUAGAAGGCUCCCUUGAAGGAGAAGUCUCGAGAGAGGGAGAAAUUCAUAGCCCUGAUACUUGUCGUUUAUGUGCUAUAUGCCUCGAUUCCCCUAGGGACUGUUUCUUCCUUCCUUGUGGGCAUUCUGCUGCUUGUUUCAGCUGUGGAUCAAGGAUUGCUGAAGAGGCAGGUACUUGCCCCAUAUGCCGUAGGAAGAUGAAGAAAGUGAGGAAAAUAUUUUCGGUUUAGAUAUAGUAGUACAGGUUGGUGUAAAACCUUUAAAGGUUGAAGGUUACUGUGAUAGAAUGGAACUGUUUGGCUUCUGCUUAUAUGUAGCAGGGAAUGUUAUGAGGUUAGAUGGCAAUUUAUGGUGCCUGGCCUAAAGUUUUGUUCUACUGGCAACCUUGCUGUCACAACAUAUAUACAUAAUCCUAAGUCCUCUAAUUUCUGUGCUUUUAGCUGUUUAAACUUUAGUCCAAGUUACUUAUAUCCA